This is a messenger RNA of Colletotrichum spaethianum, 2835 nucleotides long. RefSeq names its product serine/threonine-protein kinase ksp1. NCBI's taxonomy places the organism in Eukaryota, Fungi, Ascomycota, Sordariomycetes, Glomerellales, Glomerellaceae. Gene Ontology annotation, molecular function: protein serine/threonine kinase activity; tau-protein kinase activity; ATP binding. Gene Ontology annotation, biological process: microtubule cytoskeleton organization; protein phosphorylation; intracellular signal transduction. The record is from RefSeq and is a predicted model, not a curated record. The coding region runs from base 1 to 2835 and encodes 944 amino acids. Gene Ontology annotation, cellular component: cytoplasm. The transcript is spliced from 3 exons.
AUGGUGGUCUCUCAGCCCGAAGUAGAUGUCGCUCGCGAAAAGGAGCGACUAGCAGAGGCCCAACCUACUCACGUCGGGUCUUCACACGAUGAGGCCGCACCACCCCCGACCAUCGGCAUGUCUGAGCACGACGAUGGCAGACGAGGAGGCAGAAGCCGGCAAGACCACUCCGGGAAGCGCGAAAAGGUUGUCAGGUUCGGCGACUACAUCCUCGGCAACACGAUUGGCGAGGGCGAGUUUGGCAAAGUCAAACUUGGUUGGAAGAAUGAUGGCGGUGUGCAAGUCGCCAUUAAGCUGAUCAAGCGAGAUAGUGUGGGCAACAACCCCUCUAGGUUGGCCAAGAUUUACCGUGAGAUCGCUAUCCUUCGAGGCAUUUCCCACCCCAACAUUGUUCGCCUGCAUGAAAUGGUCGAAACCGAAAGGCAUAUUGGAAUCAUUCUCGAGUACGCUUCGGGAGGAGAACUGUUCGACUACAUUUUGAACCACCGAUAUCUCAAGGACAACGCCGCGCGAAGACUCUUUGCCCAGCUUGUCUCCGGCGUCGGUUACUUGCACAAGAAGGGCAUCGUCCAUAGGGAUCUCAAGUUGGAAAACCUGCUUUUGGACCGGAACCGCAACAUCAUCAUUACCGACUUUGGCUUUGCCAACACAUUUGACGCUGAGGAAGAACUUUCCGAAGAGGAGGAGCUGAAUCUCGGCGACCGCGAGUUCGUCAAGAAGCUGGGUCUGGACAGGAUCAAGACCAAUGGCUCGAGGAAAGGCGACCUGAUGCAGACUAGCUGUGGCAGUCCUUGUUAUGCUGCUCCAGAACUUGUUGUCAGCGAUUCCCUGUACACCGGCCGCAAGGUCGAUGUAUGGAGCUGCGGUGUGAUUCUGUAUGCUAUGCUGGCUGGCUACCUCCCUUUCGACGAUGACCCGGCAAACCCAGAGGGCGACAACAUCAACCUACUGUACAAAUACAUUGUCAACACACCCCUGACCUUCCCCGAAUACGUAACUCCCCAUGCACGCGAUCUCCUCCGGAGAAUAUUGGUCCCCAACCCUAGGAAACGAGCGGAUCUGUUUGAGGUGGCACGUCACAGCUGGCUGAGCGAGUACGCUCAUGUCGUGGAGUUUAUUACUAGUAGCACCACGACGCCGAGUGAGAUCCAGCACACGACCGUACCUUCAGAGGACUUUGCGGAAGCACCCGGUAUUGGACGUAGCGCAUCGGUUCGCGAGGCGUCCAAGACGAAAGCCAGUGCCCCUACUUCGGUCGGAGGACUUGCGAGCAAGCAUGCCAAGAUUGAUACGGAUGCCGAGGCGGCCGCUAUUGCGAAGCAGCACAAGGACAACAAGCGUCGUACCGUGCAGGUCGAGUAUGUGGCCCCGACGACACAAACUCAAAGAGGAGAGGCCGCACCGCCAGUCAGCAAGUCGCGAGCGCGCUCGAACAGUCAAGGCCCAGUGGAGGUCGCGGAUGGCCACACAUCUCAGGAGAAGCCUCUUCCCAGAGACCCUCCCGUCUCGCGAGACUCGUACAGAGCUAGCCGGCAGAGCGCGCGCCCGCCAAGCUCCCAUCGCAACACCGCGGCGCCACCUUCCAGGCCCACACGCGACACCCGUGCGACAUCCGACAAUGCGUUUGCAUCCUCGACUCCAAGCGCGCCGGCGACCGGCAGACCUCAGACGGGGGGUUCGAUGGCAUCAGGUUCUAUGGGACUGGGAGCUGGAAGCCGUGCAUCAUACGGUCAACCGAUUCCCCCGGCCGUCGCAGGCACUAAUGCUCACGGAAGGAUCCAACAGCCCAGCUCCCAGGAGCCUCAGCCUAUGGGGCGGCCCAGUGUCAGCGUGCCCUCGAAGUUUGCCCAGGUUGCCGGAUUUACCCCAGAGCAGCAGGCCGCCCAGAGCCAAAGCCAGACCCAGACCCCGCCUCAGUCGAGCGACGGCAGGAGUCAUGGACACAAACGUUCCAACACUAUCGGCUCUCUGCUGGGUCGCAACGGGUCCAUUUUCGGGGGUAAGAACCGCAACAAACGACCCGAGUCUCAGAUCGCGGACAAGAGCCGUAAGUACCCUCCGGUCAGCAUGCCGAACAACUUGCCGGCUGAAGGUCAGCCCCGCCCUUCGAUAGACUCGAGGACGUCAAGACAAUCCUUCUCCCGGAGUUUCGGAAAGAAGAGAAGCGGCAGCAUUGCCGGUUCUCAGACUUCCCACGAAAAGCCAAACAGAAGGUUUUCAUUGAUCCCGCAGUCUUUCUCGUUGAGGGCCAUCGGCAUAGGCAGGGAUUACGAUCGGCCGCCGUCGGAGCCUCAGUCUCAGCCCGACCUGCCUAUCCAAGACCCCCCAGAGGUUGACGAGCAUGGACGAUACGUGGAUCAACGAGACCAGUCUCGGGAUUAUGAUGUUGGCCACGAUCAGGGUUACAGACAGCCUCCUGGGUCCAACUCGGCACCGCAACUCCAGCGCCAAGAUUGGCAGAAUCAGCAACAAGGCCACCACCAGCAGCAGCAGCACAUGGGCCCAAUUGGACAACCCAGCGCUGUGCCGGGCUACAUGCAACAGGGUGCUGUUCUCAACACCGGUUCGGAAUCGUCGUUCGAGAAUGUCCAACAACAGAGAAGGCAGUCGAGCGCACCGUACCAAGGUGGUGGGUUUUCCGAGUCCCAAGACUAUGACCGACAACAACAGUUCAACUCUUCCCGUGGGAAUGGCCGGUCCGGUGUCUUGCAGAAGAACACUAAGAGAUUCACGGACGCGGACUACGCCGGCCACCAGGGCAGCAGCGGGGCCGCCAAACGAGUCAUGGAUUUCUUCCGGAGGCGCGGCAAAGCGAGGGGCGGCGACGAGAGAUAG